AUGCAGCUUCGUUUUUGGUCCCUUUACCUUCCCCUUCCCCUUCAUCUUCCCCUUCCCUUUCACCUUCCCCUCCACCUUCCCCUUCCCCUUAAUCUCCCCCUUCACCCUUUUCUUCACCUUACCCUUCCCCAUUACCUCCCCCUUCACUUUUCCCUUCCCCUUCACCUCCCCUUUCCCCUUCCCCUUCACCUCCCCCUUCCCCUUCCCCUUCCCCUUCCCCUUCCCCGUCACCGUCCCCUUCCCCUUCCCCUUCACCUCCCCCUUCCUCUUCCCCUUCCCCUUCCCCUUCACCUUCCCCUCCCUUUUCACCUUCUCUUUCCUCUCCCCCUUCACCUCCCCUUUCCCCUCCCCCUUCCUCUUUCCCUUCACCUCCCCCCACCACCCACCUUCCCCUCUCGCACCGCACAUGCCGACUUCCCUUUCUUGCCCACCUUCCCAUCCUCCUUCCCCGUCGUCUUCCCUUGCACCUCUGACAACCUCCCUUUCUGCACCAUCUGCGUGCCUACCACCGGACCAUCCACAUCUCUCUUCACCGUGCUCGAACUGCCUCCUUUAGUGCGCCUCAUUUGCCGCUUUGCCUUCCCGCCAUCUUUAUCAGCAUCGCCCUCCUCGUCCCCGUCAACACCCACAAACCUCACGAAUUUACGCUUCCUCCCCGCCUCACCCGGCCUCUGCUCGUCCUCCUUCAGUCUUCCUUUCAACUCCUCCCUCGCAUCCCUCCCCUCCCCUUUCUCUGCUUUCACAACGAGCCUUUCCCCUGUGACGCCCAUCAGCUCCCUGCUCACCAUCACCCCUUCCACUUUCAUCCCACCACCAUCACUCUCUCCUCCACCUCCUGGCACAGACAGCACCACAGAAGGCACCAGCUCAUAA
Closterium sp. Yama58-4 is the source of this 873-nucleotide messenger RNA. NCBI's taxonomy places the organism in Eukaryota, Viridiplantae, Streptophyta, Zygnematophyceae, Desmidiales, Closteriaceae. The record is from the annotation of a GenBank genome assembly.